AUGGGUUCACAAUCUUUGAAGAAUAUUGACAUAAAUGUAUACUUCGGUGGACCCCUUUACAAUCCUGAAGGGAUUGACGGAUUUCCAUUUAGAGGGGAGGGUAUUGAAUGCUACUACAUGAUGUUACGUCGUAAGUUGAAGACGUUGACUGAUUUGAAGAGGAAAAUAAUGGACGAAUUGAAAUUGAACCCUGCUUGGUAUGACAUCAAGAUUAUUUAUCGUUACCCACAAGAAGUUCUUCAUGAACGGAUAAAUUACGGGUAUAUGGCGAUUAAAGAAGAUAAACAUGUAAAGAUGAUGUUUAAUAGGAUCCAGAAAAUGUCCCAAGUAAAUGCUGCUGAGUUGUAUGUAAGUUUGGAGGCGAGUGUAGACAACAGUACUGAGGUGGUGCAAGAAACAUCUACGGCUUUACAAUUUACAACCCUAGAUAAUGGAUGCACUACAAUGGGAGGGUAUGCAAUGGGAGGUUAUACGCUCCCAUCUCAAGAUUAUGUUGCAAAUACUGGUGAAACCCUCUACUCUCAAGAGACACAUUUAGAGGAGGAAGACGAAGACGAAGAUCAUGCUGCGAAUGAUAACAUAAAUAAUGAUGAUAUGGAUCAGUACGAAGAGAGGAUUGAGCAAGGGUUGACUUUUGCAAAUAAAGCUGCGGUGAAGCGUGCAUUGAUAAUAUACGCAGCAAAGGAUAAUAGAAAUUUCUCCAUCCAAAGGUCGAGCACAACUCAAUUGUGCGCCGCAUGCGUUGACGACAACUGCAAGUGGUACGUUGGGGCAUACAUGAAGUCUAAAUUGAAUGGUCUGUGGAUGGUCACGUCUUAUGUGGGUCCACACAGUUGUAUACCCUUUGGGCUGCGAAGAGACGGUAGAAUGAUGGAUUCUAAUUUUGUUGCAUCAGAAAUUGUGGGAAGAUUGCGAAAAAAGCACACUGCUACUAUUGAUGAGCUUUGGGAGAUCAUACGUACUAAGUAUGAUCAUGAGCUUUCUUACUAUAAAGUAUGGGACGCAAAACAGAAGGCAAUUGCUAAGAUUUUUGGGGAUUGGGAGGAGUCUUACCAAAGGUUGCGAAAGUUGUUGUUGGCAUACUUGGAUCAGGAUUCGGGUACCCAGUAUAGCUAUCACACCAUACCUAAGCCAUUAGAAGGUACUACGUUACUGCGCUAUGUAUAUUGGGCAUUCGCUCCAUGCAUUGCUGCAUUCCAGUAUUGCAGGCCAGUGAUCAGUAUUGAUGGAACUCAUUUAUAUGGUAAAUACAAAGGGGUAUUGAUGAUUGCAAUGGCAACGGAUGCUAAUCAAAAGGUUUUGCCUAUCGCCUUUGCUGUUGUGGAUAAGGAGUCAGGGGCUAGUUGGGGGUGGUUUUUAGAGUGUCUCAGGACUUCGAUAGAGCGUGUUAUUGAAAACAAGGACAUUUGCAUUAUUUCUGACCGACAUAAAGGUAUCAAAUGCGCCAUUCGAGAGUGGCCUAGAGGGCAAGACGGAAGAGAACGGGUAUAUCAUCGAUAUUGCCUUCGACAUGUUGCUAGCAACUUCAACACACACUUUGAUAACCCGACUCUAAAGGCAUUGGCCUUGAAAGCUGGAUAUGCGACUCAUGAUGCUAAAUUUGUGUCCAUAAUGCAAACCAUUAAAGAGGCCGAGAUUAAUUUACUGAGGGGUGUAGACCCUACUGAUCGCCGGAUUAUACGUUAUAUGCCAUACACAUAUCUAAUGAGUGAGGAUGUAGACAAAUGGACCCAGUCACAUGAUGGUGGAAGACGUUACGGGGCAAUGACAACCAAUAUCUCUGAGUGCUUUAAUGGGGUUCUUAAAGGUGCCCGCGGUUUGCCCAUUGCUGCAAUGGUUGAGUUCACUUUUUUUAAACUUGUUGCAUAUUUCCACGAUCGACAUAAACAAAUUACUUCUGAUCUCUCUCGAGGUAAGGUGUGGAGUGAUUAUGCAAUGGAGAUCUAUAACAAAAAUGAGCAGAAAAUUGCAGGACACACUCUGAGGAAUUAUAAUCAUGCAGAGGGUAUAUAUCAAGUGGUUACCCCGUAUAACGACCAUAGAGCUGGAGGGGGAAAUCACAGUCAUGAUGUGCGCAUAUUUGAUAGAACAUGUGGUUGUGGAAAGUGGCAAAACUUGAAGAUCCCUUGUUCACAUGCAAUUAAAGUUCUUAAAGGUCUACAUCUCGAUGCGCCCAGCUAUAUUGACCCAUGUUACAAUCUGAACAACGCCAUUCUCACAUAUUCACAUAAUUUUGUGGUGCCAAAGUCAGAGUCAUUAUGGACAGACGUUCGCGGACCACGGUGGGUGCCUGACCCACAAUUGUUGCGGGCCAAAGGUCGUCCUACGAUGUCAAGAAUAAGGAAUGAAAUGGAUGGGGUACGGCGAGAACGGGGAAGCCGGAGGGAAGAUCCGGAGUUGAGGGAGAUUCAACCGAGGCAACGAUGUAAAGUGUGUCAUCAAGAGGGGCAUAACCGUAGAUGCUGUCCCAAUUCCCAUGGGGCUUCGACAAGUGGUAGUGCUAUGAACUAG
Messenger RNA from Quercus robur (English oak), 2511 nucleotides. RefSeq lists its product as uncharacterized. Gene Ontology annotation, molecular function: zinc ion binding. The transcript is spliced from 3 exons. The coding region runs from base 1 to 2511 and encodes 836 amino acids. The record is from RefSeq and is a predicted model, not a curated record. Lineage: Eukaryota; Viridiplantae; Streptophyta; Magnoliopsida; Fagales; Fagaceae.